This is a messenger RNA of Anopheles marshallii, 1908 nucleotides long. RefSeq names its product choline transporter-like protein 1. The transcript is spliced from 8 exons. Gene Ontology annotation, molecular function: transmembrane transporter activity. Gene Ontology annotation, cellular component: membrane. The record is from RefSeq and is a predicted model, not a curated record. NCBI's taxonomy places the organism in Eukaryota, Metazoa, Arthropoda, Insecta, Diptera, Culicidae. Gene Ontology annotation, biological process: transmembrane transport. The coding region runs from base 1 to 1908 and encodes 635 amino acids.
AUGCAACAGUUCUGUUGCUGUUUGACCAGCCGUACGGAUAAAGUAUCACCCGGCGAAUCGUUCGAUCAUUCUAAAUCACCUUCACCAAGCAGCCAUGAGUCGAUUAAUGUAUUCCGAUCGGAGCGUCAAUGUACGGAUAUACUGUUCAUUGCCGUCAAGGCAGCGUUCAUUCUGAUCUUGCUGGUACUCAUUAUCUACUGCAUGGCGUUUGGAGAUAUCUAUCGCAUAAUAAAUGGCUACGAUGACUGCGCCAAUGUCUGUGGUCGCGACAACAAGCCGGACCAGAAUCUUCCGUGCAAGGGAGCCGAUAGGACGGGCGAGCGAUUUUUGCUGGUUGAAGGAUCCGGUGUGACGGAAAGCGAUCUACACCGCAUGUGUGUCGCGAGCUGCGACGAAAUCGACGGGUUUAAACCAUUCUUAAAUCGUUGCAUUCGGAAGCACAACCCAACGGAUGAGGUGGCCACACGUACCGGGCUGAAGAACUUCUUCCAAGAAGUAUCAGAAGAUCUGGAAGCCUGUCAUCAGGAAAUGCUCUGGCUCGCUGUGAUAUCGUUCGCGUUUUCCCUUCUCACGCUCUUGAUGCUGCGUGUAAUACCGGGUCUGAUCGUAUGGUUGGUACUGUUAGCUGUCGUGCUGGCCUGCACCGCCGGUACCAUCUGGCUGUGGUUACGGUGGCAGUACGAAUCGGAACAACUGUCAGAAGCCGCGGCUGAUUCCGCACGGACGCGAAUGAACAGUUGGCUCUACUAUGCCAUUGCGGCCACUAUCGUGACGCUGAUCGUGUACCUGGUGAUAUUGGUGAUGCGCAAACGGAUCAAACUAGUCGUCCAGCUGUUCAAGGAGGCGGGUAAAGCGAUCGCCAGCAUGCCAUUUCUGUUGGCGGAACCCAUUUUGACCUUCACGACCAUUGCGGUGGUAAUUGCCCUGUAUGUAUACUUUACUGUGUGGAUCGAGAGUGCUGGCAUGCUGGUAGUAGAAAGCAACAAUAGCGCCAAAUACGUAAAGGACUCAACCAUGCUAUUUACACGUUGGUACAACCUGUUUGCCUUCCUGUGGUUUUGCCAGUUCGUUAUCGGUUGCCAGCACAUGGUGAUAGCGGGAGCGGUUGCCGGUUGGUUUUUCACCCGCAACAAGGCUCACUUAAGCAACCCGAUCGGACGUAGCUACUGCAAUCUGAUGCGCUACCAUCUCGGCACCGUGGCACUGGGUUCUUUCGUGAUUGCACUGGUACAGUUUCUGAGGACGAUGCUGAAGCUGUUGAUGCACUCGGUACGCAACCCGCAGAACCGUAUCACCAGCUUCCUUUUCGACUGUUGCCAGUGUUGCCUGCAGUGCUUCGAGCGGUUUUUGCAGUACCUAACACGCAAUGCAUACAUCCUGACGGCGAUGCACGGCGAUCCAUUUUGUCAGGCCGGCAAAAACGCAUUCCGGCUGCUGACCAGUAACGCUUUGCGUGUGUUUGCCAUCAACUCGGUCGGCGAUUUCGUGCUGGUGCUGGCUAAAGUGUUUGUCGUAGUCGCGACUGGACUGAUCGGGGUGGAGCUGAUACAGAAAAAGGCAGGCCUGCACCAUCCGUACGUGCCGUUGAUAUUGAUCGGUAUCUUUGCCUAUCUGGUGGCGCAUUGCUUUAUGACGGUGUAUGAGAUGACGGUCGAUACCAUCUUCCUAUGUUUUUGUGAAGAUUGUGAGAGCAAUGACGGCAUAAGCCGCCCAUACUAUAUGUCCCGCGGUCUCAUGGAGUUUGUACAGAACUCGAAGAAAGCUCUCGCGGUCGGUGAGAAAGGUUCCAGCAGAACCAAACAGUCGGUACAGGACGGAAAGGCCUGGAUGGCCGCAACAAAACCGACCGGCACACCCGGUGGUACGGCUCAACAACGAGCUACGACCAUUUCUGAAACGGUAGACUGA